GGGAUGGAGCGGCUGGAGCCAGGAGAGGCGGGGGGAGAAGCCCAUUCCAGGCCCAUUCCCCUCGGGCAGCAGAGGGAUGUGGGCAGGCGGCGGGACCCGGGACCAGCUCCAGCACCUGGCACGAAGCCACCACGGAGGAAAAAGCCACCAAGCAGGAGUGGCACCACUGCCAGCACCAGGGCAGAAAAACAGCACCACAAAAGCAGAAAGCAGCGAGCUCACUCCCCUCCAGUGCUUCAGAUUCCUGGGAGGAACCCUGAGUCAGCCCAAAACACUGCAGAGGGGAACCAGGAAGAUGCAAAAACAAAGGAGGCUGGAGCAUCAGCUUGCAGCAUUUUGGGUUCCAGUGGGGCAGAGGAAGGUCUCUGCGCUCAGCUGAGUGAAAGCCUGAGGUGGGAUGGGAUUCUGGAGGAUCCUGAGGCAGAGAAGGAAAGGCUGUGUGUUUACAGAGUGAACAGGAGGAAAAGGUAUGAAUUGUAUAUCCAGGAGCACUUCCCAGCUGCCAGGAGUUCCCCACCCCUCCAUGGCAGCAGCAGGUAAAGGAGAUUCCAGGGGUCAUUUUUUGGAAGAGCAAGAGUGAACUGAAUGCUGAAGGAGCC
This is a messenger RNA of Poecile atricapillus (Black-capped chickadee), 599 nucleotides long. RefSeq names its product ligand of ATE1 (gene LIAT1). Gene Ontology annotation, biological process: protein arginylation. NCBI's taxonomy places the organism in Eukaryota, Metazoa, Chordata, Aves, Passeriformes, Paridae. The transcript is spliced from 3 exons. The record is from RefSeq and is a predicted model, not a curated record. Bases 4 to 540 code for a protein of 178 amino acids.